AUGCCAUCAAUUGAUCCUUUUAUUAUGGAAUCAAUAGAUGAUGAUAUAUAUUCAGAUUUUAAUUGUGCUGGGUUUGGAGUUUGGAGUAGAUAUGUGCCACUUAGUAAUGUGUUAUAAAUUGGAGAGAUUGGAAUACUUGAUAGUAGUUGUUUUCAUUUGUUUCGAAUUUAGGAUAAGACAAAUAGUUAAUUAUAUUUUCUGUAAUACGAAUGUGUCAAUUCUGAAUCAAAAACAAUAAUAAAAUAUUUUUAAUUUUUAGGUAGUGAUGGCAGUGAUUUUAUUGAGGAAAUCCAAAUUAAUGAGGCAUUAUAUGAAUAUGUCUGGUAUUUUUAAGGAUUUGUUACAAUUCCUUCAUAAAAACAAGUCACUAUAUAUUAUUAUGAACAAGUUACCCAGAUUUUUUCAAAAUAACUCUAAAUUGAGUUCUCUUUUGAAGGAAUAAAAUCUAAUUUAAUAAUAGGAGGUGAUUUGAAAGUAAGUCAGAAUUCACCAUUUUUUCGACCAGAAAAUAAUUAACUUUCAUACUUUCCAGGAAAUAUAGAAUAUCUUUUUGAUUGUUACUUUUAUGAACCUGAUUAUUUCUUAGGGAUUUUAUAAUCAAAUAAAAAUACUUAGUGUUUGUGUCAAAAAAGUGCAAUACUUAAAAUAGGAGAUGUAAUAAUAUAAAAAUUAGAUUAAUUGUAAUUUGUUUCCUAAUAAAUUAAUUGUUAAUAAUUUUUAUUCUCUAGUUGGAUAAAAAUUAAAGAAAUUUAUUCUCAAUAAGAUGAAUUUGUUUAUUAACUGUUUAAAUUAUCAGGAAACUUUUAAAAUCCAUAUAUGAUUUAAGACAAUCUAUGUGCAUUUUAAUUAUUUUAUAAGUUCUCAUCUUAAGGAAAUUAAAUCAUUUUUAAAACUUAUAGUUAUACAUUCCCUAGUUUAAAUAUAGAUUUUUCAAAUAAUUCCUUUUUGAAGACAGAAAUAUUUGACAUUGAUUGUGAUAUUUAAUUAUGGCAUUAUAUCUUAGUAUAAAAAUUUGAUACUUCUAUUUCAAUUUCAAUAACAUUUUACUAAAAUUAUGAUCAAAUGAAAUUAAAUAAAAAUUUAGAGGUUAAAUAAUAUAAUAUGGUUUAAUUUAAAUUACUUUAUGGAAAUAUUUUAUAAUCUAAAUCAAACUAUUUAGAAAUUUCUAUUAUAGAUUUAAAGUUUAUAAACUGUCCAGAUAAUGAUUAACCAUAGAUAAACUGCCAUCCUACUUGUAAGGAGUGUGAUGGUCCAACAAAAGAAGAUUGUCUAUCAUGUUUUGAAUUAUCAAAUAGAAUAUAUUUACCAGAUUUUAAAGAAUGUAUAUGUGAAUAUGGAACAAUUGAUUAGAACGAUUAAUGUAUUCAUUUUUUAAAUUUAAAUUUUAUUUUAAUUUAAGAAAUCCCUCUUAAAAAAGAAUGUCUGUAUGGGUAUUUUGAAUUAAAUGAUAAUUGCUUUUAAUGGUAUUAAUAUAUUAUAAAUUAGCCCAUCUAUAAUUAAUAAUAAUAUUAUAACAUGUUUAGAAUGUGUAUAAAAUCCUAGUAAAUGGAAUCAAACUCUUCUUUGUGAAACAAUAUUAUUAACAGAUAAAAAUGGAAAUAUUACAAACUACUUGACAAAUUAAAAUUUGUAAUACAUUUAAAUUGGAAAUGAUAUAUAAUUCUGUUUUGGAUGUGAUUAAAAAAAUCCAACAUAUAAUUAAUUUGAUUAAAUUGAAUCGAUAUUCAAAUUUAAAAGAUUUUGUUAAUCACUAGAGAAUGAUUGUUAUUCAUGUGCAGAAGGAUGUUUAAAAUGCUAACUUUAAAAAAUAAAUUUAUAUUGUUCAGAAGAAUAAGUAAAUAUUCCAACUUCAUUUUAUAAAACUGAUUAUCCUUGCUAACCUCCUAAUUUUAUAGAUUUUUAUGAAAAAUGUUUUACUUGUCAAAUACAACAUUGUUUAUAUUGUUUUAAUUAUUUAGCAAAUGAUCCGACAAAAACUACUUUAGGAUUUUAUCAAGAAAACUAUUUAGUUGAUGAAGAGAUAAAAGUAGGCUGUGCAUAAUGUACUGAAGGAUUCAUUUAUGACUUCAAAAAAGGAUAAUGUAUUAAUAAGAAACCAACUUAAGAAAAUUGUUUAAGAUCCUUUAUUAAUUUGAAUGAUAGAGAAAUUUGCACAUUAUCUGCUAUCAAUGAUUUUAGUUUUGCUUUAGAAAUGAUAAAUUGUUAAAUUCACAUUUUUAAUUGUUUACGAUGCAUAUAAACUCUAUAAUAAAUUUUAAAAUGUUUAAUCUGUGAAGAUGGUUAUUUAGUAUCAUCCAGAACAGGAAUUUGUACAAAAUGCCCUUUUGAAACUACAAAAUAAUGUUUUGAAGAUAAUACCUUAGAUCCUUGGAAAUGGUUAGUUCAAGGUUUUACAAUUCAAUUCUUACCUAAUAGACCUAUUUUUACUGGUUUUGUAUAUAGACCAAAAUAAUUAAUAACUGAAUGUUUACAUGGAUAUGAAAAUAUAAGAAAUGAAUGCAAAAUAUACUGCGAUGAAACAUGUUCUGUUUGUGAACCAAAUCCUAUUAAUAAAACGUUUUUUUGUGGAAAGUGCAAAUUAAAUUAUUACAAAGAGCCUUAGAGGGUGCAACUUGAUGGAAAAUGUAUUAACUGUCCUUCAUUAUGUUAAGUUUGUUAAGAAAGACCUAAGGAAGAAAUAAAUGUAAAAUAUUUUAAUUAAAAUAGAAAAUAAAUCCAUAUUUUAUUAUAACUCCUGAAAAUUUGAAAUAUACUUAUAGAUGUAUUUAGAAAAUACUUAAUCAUUAAGUUCAAAUUGACCCUAACCUAAAUAUUGCAUAAUAUUGUUAUUAAGAUAAUUGUAACUACAAUUUGGAAUUAAAUUUUGUAUUUUUAAUUUUUAAUUAGGGUGAUUUUGAUUGCAGCCGUCUUAAUUUUGUCCAUGCUGAUUUAGAAAGAUAUUAUAAUUAUCAAUAUUUUAAUGAAAUAGGGCUUUAAUAGUGGACACUAUCACUUCAUACACGGGAAUUUUGUGAAUUUAAUGAUCCUGAAUAAUUAAUAGAAAAUACUGUUAAAGAAAACAUAUUUUCUAUUUAAUUUAUAAGAUUAAAAUUUUAGGGUACAUCAAUGCCUAUAAAAUUGAAUAUAGAUCAAUUUAAAUUUUCACUAAUAAAAUUCGAUUAAAUCAUAAUGAGUGAUCUUAUAUUUGAUAUAGAAAGAGAAAUUAUUUUCAUAUUUUAGAACAGGAAUUUACCAGUAGAUUUAAAGAUGCUUAAUAUGCAAUUUUAUUCAAUCGCAAAUUCUCCUAUAUCAAUGUCCAUUCAAGGAGAGAAUAUCCUUAAUGUAAAUUUAUAAGAUAUUUCAAUUUUUAAUAUAAACUUUGAAAAUUAAGUGAUUUUUAAUCUUGUUGGUACAGAUUAGAGUGAUCACUUUAAAUUUAUAAUUUUGAACUAAAGAAUUGUUUAUUUAGAAAUUCUACUUUAUUUUUAUUGUAAAAUGGGAAAAAAAGUAUAUAUAUAGAAAAUUUUACUAUUGAUUCAUGUGAAUUUUAUAAUUCCUCAAUUGUGAAUAUAAUUCAAACACUAAAUUAAUUAUCUAGCAUUAUAAUUAAAGGAGUGUCUAUUAAAAAUUCUCUAUUAAAUAAAUUAAAUCUUAUAAAUAGCAUUGAAAAAACUACAUUAACUAUCAGGAAUAUUGAAAUUGUGUAAAAUUAGAUUUUUGAUUCAAAAUUUAUCAUUUUUAAUGACAAUUUCGAUUUUAAUGAUAUUUUUAUCAAGGAUAACCAUUUUAUAUCAACUUAGUUUAUUUCUUAAAUCUCUUAAGUGCAAGUUAAUUCAGAAAUUUAAAUGAAUAACAUUAAAAUUUAAGGAAAUAUUAUAUAAAAUUUUUCUUUAUUUGUUACUGAAUAAAAAUGGUCAUCAUCAUAAGUAAGUUAUUUAUUAUAAAACCUUUAUUUUGAAGAUAAUAUUAUCUCUUGUAAUUAAGAGUAAUUUUUGAUUACAAUAAACUGUUUUAGUUUGUGUAUUUAAAAUAUUUUCUUAAGAAAUACAACUAAUUAUCGUUUUAUAUCAUUAUUAGCUGUUCCAUUAAUUAGGAUUCAAAAUGUCAUUUAUGAAAAUUUGCUUUAGGAUUAAAAAGUUCAAAAAUCUUAUAAUUGUUUCAAAAAUUGUUUUUCUCGCUCAUAAUUACUAUAAGUUACUGGAUUCUCUAAUAUUACUUUAAAUAAAAUAACAAUAAAAAAUUAAUUUAGCAUAGAUUAAUCAAUAAUUUCAAUAUAAUCGAAUCCUUUUAUUAUGUAAAAUUUAAAUGAAAAUAUAUUAAUUACAAAUGUGGAAUUUACGGGAAAUAUUUUAUUAAAACAAAAUUAAGGAAUAUUUUUUUCUCUAUUAGAAUAAUAUUCUGAAAAGCCUUAAUUUAUAAAGAUUGAUAAUUUAAAAUUCGAAUAGAAUAUCUUUCAUUAAUAUAAUACAGAUCCAUCUAAGACUUCAGCUAGUCUUUUUUAUUUUAAUUCAGCUUAAAGCAUUAUGAUUUUGAAUAAUAUCAUAUGUAUAAAUAAUUCUUUUACAAAUUCUACAUAGUCAUUUUUUUCUCUAUUUUCAUUUGAAAUCUUAAUCUAAAAUUUUAAAGUUUAGAAUCAUAAUUAUAUUGAGAAGGAAUUUUGGAUACAGUAUUAUGACAUUAAUUUACAAGAAGAGUAUAGUUAAAAUGAAAUUACUUAUGCUAUUUCGAAUUCUUUUAAAAUUGAAACUAUUGGAGGGGUUUUAUAGACAACAGUUACUAAACUUACUAUUCUUAAUGGAGAAUUUAAUUACAUUAUUGCAUAAAGUAGCCAAAUUUUUAAUAUCAUUACAUAAGGUGAUGGAAUAAUAAUUAUAAAAAACUGUAGUAUUACUAAUGCUUAUAAUUAACUAAUUUCUAAAGUUCAAAAUGAUGGUGCAUUUACAAUUAAUGGCAAAAAUAGUUUAUUAUCAAUUAAUUUUGAAAAUAUUACUUUAAUAAAUGUUUUGAAUAAGUUAUCAUCAUCCAUUUUUUCAAUAUCUCCUUCAUCUACAUAUAAUAAUAUUGAAUUAAAAAAUAUCAUUUCUUAAAAUUGUUAUUCACUUAUUCAUUAAAUAAUAAAUUUUGAAGCAGAUUUUCAGAAUGCACAAAAAAAUAAAGUAAAAAUUGAAAAUUUCAGAUUAAUAUAAAAUGAAUAGGCUUUAUUGACUUUUCUUUAAUCUCUUGGAAAAAUCAAUUUAAUUGAAAUUUAAAAAGUCAUCAGUGACAAUUCAAUCAUGAAUUUCUAAGGAUGUGAAUUAAUUUUAAAUAAAAUACAAAUAGAGGGAAUAAUUUUAUCUUCUAUUAUUAAGGUUUAAGAUUCAAAAUUAAUCACAUUAAUGAAUUGUAAAUUUAUUAAUAUAUAAACAUUUUAUCCUUUGCAUUUAGUUGAUAUCUAACAGUAAAAUAUUUAGUCAUCAAGUAUAUAUAUUCAUAAUCUCAAUAUUUAAAAUUUAAAUCAUUUUACAUUUAAUAAAUAGACUUUAAAAUAUUUUGAUUUUAAUAAUAUUGAAUUAGAGUUUUCUUAAUGUAGUUUAAAAAUUAAUGAUAUAGGUUAAAUGUCUUCCAAAUAAGAGUUUGUUUUAACUUUUUUUGAUGAUAUUUAUACUAAUUCCAAUUAAAACGGGUCUUUGAUCAAGUUAAAAACUAAAAAAAAUCAAACUAGAGUAUAUUUUUCAAAGGUUCUAUUAUUAAAUAAUAAUUGUAAAAAUUGUUGGAAUGGCUUACUUUUUUUAGAAUUGACUGAUUUUUAAUAUUUUCGAAUUUCAGAAUUAUCAUGCAUUAACAAUUCUAUUAAAGAUUAUGGUUGUAUAUGGGCUAAAGCAGAGAUAAAAAUAAACAGUAUUUUGUUUAUUGAUCAUUCAUCUUUUAUUACUAAUUAUGGAAGAUUAGGAUCAGGAAUUUUUGUAUAAAAUUUACGAAUAAAGUUAUAAAAUUCAAAAAUUAUAAAUAAUACUGCUUCUUUUAGAGGAGGUGGAUUCUAUUUCGAGGAAGGUACUGAUAGAUUUACUAUUAAAUCUACAAUAAUCAUUAAUAAUUCCGCAAAUGAAGCAGGUGGAGUUUUUUUAUAUGGAAAUAGUAGUUUAAGUUAAAAUAAUUUUAUUUAGUCUCUACUGCUAUUUAAUUAUGCAAAAUUUGCUUCAAAUAAUAUUAAUGAAUUACCUUCACAUUUAUCUUUAUCAAUAAAUUAGCUCGAAAUGUUGUCCCAAGAAAUAAUAAUGGAAAAUCGUUCUUAUUAAGUCUUACUAUUAAAACCAUUUAAUAUCAUUUCUUAGGAUCAUUACAUAUAAACUAAUUUUUUAUUUGUUCCAAGUGGAUAAUAAAUAUUGAAUUUUUAACUUUUUAAUCCUUAGCUUUUCAAAUAUUUAAACUAUAUAACUGAAUUCUCAAUAAAGUUUAAAAAUAGCAGGAACGAACAACAAAUAAACUUUUUAAACUCAGCUUGUGAUAUACAAUAAUAAAUUUUUGAUAUCAAAUCUUAAAAGAUAAUUGAAUCUAUUACAAUAUCAACAAUAAGUUUUAAUCAAUAAAUUAAAAGCUUUAAUUUAGGCUCAUUAUAAUUAAGUAUAGAUCCUUACGAGUAGAAAGAUAAAAUAUAAGAAAUUUUAAUAUUUUGUAAAACAGAAUAUCAAGAGGAAAGUUUAGCUUAUAGAAUGAGGGUUAACAGCUUUUUAUGCCAAUUAGGUGAAUUUUAUGUUUUCUCUGGAUGCCAAAAAUGCUAAUCAGAAUAAGGAUUUUAUUCAGUGACUUAUAAUACUACAAAAUGUUCUCUUUUUGAUAAAAAUAGAUUUGAAGCCAUUACUUCUAAUAAAAUUUAAUUAAAACCUGGAUAUUGGAGAUCAAGUUAUAUUACUGAUAAUGUAGAAUUAUGCUAUAAAGAUCCAAGUCAUUGUUUAGGAGGAUGGGUAGUUGGCGAUGACCUUUGUUUUAUAGGUCAUAUAGGAGGAUUGUGUGAAGAAUGUGAUAGAUAUAAUUUAAGAGGAGACGGUUAGUUCUUUAAAAACUAAUAAUAAUUGGAUUGUUAAUAAUGUGAAUAACUUUCAAAAAGGUUGAUAGCGUUUUUCUUAAUAUCAAUAUGGUAAAUAUAAUUAAUUUUUUUAAGGGCUAUUUUUUCUACACUGUUAACGAUUAGAAGUGUCGAAAGAACAAAUUAACUAUACGUUUAGCUAAAACUUUAUUAAAAUUAAAAAUUUGUUGAAAUUUUAUUCAAACUCCAACAAGGUAUAAUUAAAUAUUUAUAUUAGAUCAUGAAAGUAUUUUACUCAAAUUAUUUCUUAAUUAUUUUUGGAUUUUUUCACUCAUCUUUACAUUCAAUAUUAGUUUUUCAAUAUCUUUAAACAUUGUUAAACCAUCAAAUGAUACUUCUUAUUUUAUGGCCAAUUUUUUCGAAUGUUUAUUGGCUGAAAUUUAAGGAAUAGAAUUAAUUUAUAGUAGAAUCUUAGUUAUGUUUAGCAUUAUGGUCUGUUAGAUAUUGAUUAUUUUUAUUGGAUUUUAACUAUUAGAUAUUCUAAAAUUCUAUAAGUUUUAUAGUAGAAUCAUUUCAAUUACUGUUUUAUAUUUGUAUAUCUAAAAUUAUGCAUCUUUAAUAAAUUAGUAAAAUUUGUUAUGAAUUUUAGAUUUUUUUCAAUUUUGGCAAUUAGAAGAAUAUCUGAUUUAAACUACAUACAAGGUGAUGUCUCCUUGAUUUAUGGAUCUCAGAGUCAUAUCUCUUGGAUUUAUGGAUUUGUAAUACCUGGAUCCUUAUUAAUUGGAUUAAUUCUACCCUUAUCUUUAUUUUUCCUUUUGUACAUAAACAAAGAUUAGCAUAAGAAAAUAAAUUUUAGAAGACACAUAGGAUAUUUAUUUAAUGAAUAUACUCAAAAGAAUUAUUUUUGGGAGAUUAUCAAAUUAUGGAAGAAAACAAUCAUUAUAAUUAUUUUAAUCUAUUUUGAAACUGAUAUAUAUUUGAAAGCAUCUUUGUUAGGACUUUGCGUAUUGAUUUAUUCAGUAAUUGCUUAAAACUAUAAACCUUAUAUACUUCAUAAACUUAAUAUAUUAGAUAUAAAAAGUGCUCAGUUUUGUUAGAUUGCAAUAUUUUUAGCAACAGUAAAAUACAUUUGUGAAUAAUAAGAUAAAAAAGAUAUUUCAUAUAUCAUAUAAACUUUUAUCAUUUUUGAUAGCAUAGUUUUGGGUUAUCCAUUUAUAAUUGAUAUUCUAAAAGUUUAUUAUAAAAAAUAUAAGCUUCAGAUAAUGUAAUUAUUAUUAAAAGGAUUUUAAACUUUGAGACCUAAUUUUAUUGCUACCAAAUAUCUUAAAAAAAAAAUAAAUUUUUUGAUUUAGAAAGAAGAAAAGAGUAAAAGUAAUAUCAAAAAAUUGAAAUAAAUGCUAUUCUCAAAAAAUUAAAAAAGAUAUUAGUAAUAUAUUUGAUUUAUUUUUAGACCAAAAAUUAAUUUAUAAUUAGUUAAUACAAACAGAAAAAAAUUAAUAUCGAUAAAAACUGUGAAACUCUUUUAAGAAAAAGUAAUUUGA
Paramecium primaurelia is the source of this 8523-nucleotide messenger RNA. Lineage: Eukaryota; Ciliophora; Oligohymenophorea; Peniculida; Parameciidae. The record is from the annotation of a GenBank genome assembly.